AUGGCGUCUACAAUCCCUACUGUCGCGAAAGCCUGGAGAUACCCUCCAACCGACUCAUCUUUAUGGGACAGCUAUCAUAGCCUUGAGCUUCGCGAUAUUGAAGUUCCUCUACCUGGCCAAGGCGAAAUUCUAGUUAAGAUUCAUGCAGUUUCGCUGAACCGUCAGGUAAUUAGCUUGAGCACUUUUCGUCUUGACAUCAUUGGAGGACCUCUUACGAUGGGACCUGAUGGCAAAGGUCUCAUCCCGACCUCGGACGGGGCUGGAGAAGUAGUUGCAGUCGGAGAAGGCGUUAACAAAUGGGUUGUUGGAGACCGGGUUCGUUCACUCUUCAACGAACUCUGGGCCACUGGACAGAUGCAGAGAGAGUACUGGCGCGCACUGCCAGGAUCCGGCACGCAGGGUUGUUUGACUCAGUAUCGAAUAUUCCCAGCCGACUUUGUGCUACGCGUGCCCGAGCAUCUUUCCUUUGAGGAAGCAGCUACAAUCCCAUGUGCAGGAAUAACAGCUUUCAAUGCGUUGUUCGAGUCCGCUAAUACCACGCAAGACUCUACUGUACUUGUUCUGGGCAGUGGAGGUGUUUCAGUGUACGCUGCCCAAUUUGCCAAAGCUGUAGGUGCAAAAGUGAUUGCCACUACCUCGUCGAAGGACAAGAUACAAAAGUAUAAAGAUCUCGGUGUUGAUCAUGUGAUCAACUAUCGAGACACACCCGGCUGGGCGCAGGAGGUUAAAAGACUAACUGGUGGGAAAGGUGUCGAUCAGGUUCUUGAGAUUGGAGGUAAGGGGACGCUCAUGGAGGCGAUUAAGUCCAUCAAGUGGAAGGGUACGGUCCAUAUUAUUAAUGGACCCCACGAGGCUCCUGAAUAUUCCAUGCUCGAGCUUGCCUUUGCUAUUAUUGGAUCUGAAGCCAGGCUAAAUGGUAUCGCGACGGGUGGAAAAGACAUUGCGGAGCGACUUGAUUCCUUCAUCUCGAGACACAAGAUCAAGCCCCUUGUUGAUCCUAGAAUUUUCGAAUGGACAGAAGCGAAAGACGCCUUUCAGUAUCUUGACAAAGGGUCUCACUUUGGAAAAGUGGUGAUCAAGGUUGAUUGA
This is a messenger RNA of Rhizoctonia solani, 1089 nucleotides long. RefSeq names its product Zinc-binding dehydrogenase. The record is from RefSeq and is a predicted model, not a curated record. Bases 1 to 1089 code for a protein of 362 amino acids. Lineage: Eukaryota; Fungi; Basidiomycota; Agaricomycetes; Cantharellales; Ceratobasidiaceae. Gene Ontology annotation, molecular function: oxidoreductase activity. The transcript is spliced from 7 exons.